UUUAGUGUCUGGACGAAACCAAAGAACCCGUAUGUAAACAACCAGAAUAAUGGCGAUGCCCUUAGUCAGGCUCUUCGGAAAGGUUGGUAGGCUUUUGCCCCGGCCAUGGAGUUCUUUCCAGGUGGCUCUGUGCCCCAUGUCCUCACGAACAGUUACGAAUAUCGCCACGGAGCAGGCAGUCAAUACAGGCCCCAUGUUUCCACCACUACAGACCUACUCAGAAGAGGAAACCAUGAUGAGGGAGGCAGUUAAGAAAUAUGCUCAGGAACGCAUUGCUCCAUUUGUGUCCAAGAUGGAUGAAAAUUCUUCCAUGGACACAGAAGUGAUCAGCUCUCUUUUUGAGCAGGGGCUGAUGGGGAUUGAGAUAGGCACAGAGUAUGGAGGCACUGGCUCCUCCUUCUUUUCCUCCAUCCUGGUGAUCGAGGAGCUGGCGAAGGUGGACCCAUCUGUGGCAGUGCUAUGCGACAUUCAGAACACUCUCAUCAACACACUGUUGAUGAACCUGGGCACGGAGGAGCAGAAGGAGAAGUACUUGAUGAGCCUCGCCACUGACAUGGUUGGUAGUUUUUGUCUGUCUGAGGCAGGUUCAGGAAGUGAUGCAUUCUCUUUGAAGACCAAAGCAGAGAAACAUAAAGACUAUUACAUCAUCAAUGGUUCCAAGAUGUGGAUCAGCAAUGCGGAGCAGGCAGGAAUCUUCUUGGUCAUGGCCAAUGCAGAUCCCUCUGCUGGCUACAGGGGCAUCACAUGUUUCAUUGUGGAGCAGAACACGGCGGGCCUUCAAAUUGGAAAAAAGGAGAACAAACUGGGCCUGAGAGCCUCCUCCACCUGCCCCCUCACCUUCGACAACGUCCAGGUCCAUGAGAAGAACAUCUUGGGUAAAGUGGGGCAAGGCUAUAAAUAUGCGAUCGGGAUGCUGAACGGGGGGAGAAUUGGUAUUGCAGCACAGAUGCUAGGUUUGGCUCAGGGCUGUUUUGAUCAUGCUGUUCCCUACACCAAGCAGAGGGUCCAGUUUGGCAAACGCAUCUUUGAUUUUCAGGGAAUGCAGCAUCAGAUUGCCCACGUGGCCACUCAGCUGGAGGCAGCCAGGCUUUUGACCUAUAAUGCAGCUCGGCUGAAGGAGGCGGGGCGACCCUUCAUUAAAGAGGCCUGCAUGGCCAAGUACUUUGCAUCAGAGGUUGCAACGUUAACCACAUCUAAAUGCAUUGAGUGGAUGGGAGGAGUGGGCUUCACAAAGGACUACCCCAUUGAAAAAUAUUAUAGAGACUGCAAAAUAGGCACCAUCUAUGAAGGAACAACCAACAUUCAGCUAACCACCAUGGCAAAGUUGAUUGAUCAGGAGUAUGACUCAUAGACCUCUGCGUUAUCUCUGUGCUGUCAGUGGUUUCCCAUCAUGCCUCUCGGCAAUGUUCUGAAGCUGCUCCAUUAGGUCUUUGCUUCAUAGCUGCACUGACCCAAUCACAUCUCAGCCAUCAGCAGCCUGUAUGUUUAGAGUCUUAGCAAGUGUCUAAAACUAUUUCAAACUGUCUUUUCACUCAUAAGCAAUAUUACUGUUAAACAACAAAAAGACUUCUUGCACAUGCAGUGCAAUAAUGAACUUUUUCUAAUUCACCAUCCGCAGUUUUUCUAGAUCUAACAUAAUGGUGAAACAUGGCUGCCUUUUUGGUACUGGUUAGUGUGCAGUUUUUUAACUAGUGGGCUGUUUCAAAGCAUGAGGGCAGGUUUUGGCACCUGCUGAGGUAGGUGGCAAAUGGCACUGCGGUGCCAGGCCCCACAUAAGCACUCUUCUAAUGUCACUCUGAAUAUGCUGUGGACAGAAUGUUUGGUACACACAUGCAGGCACAAACACACACACAUUUCUGCAGCAAUCUAGAGAAGAUGGGCUUUCUGCUGCAGCAUUGUGUCAUACAUGCAUUUCUGUGUUCAGUUCUGAUUUCUUUUCUGUUUUUUUGUUUGUUUGUUUGUUUUUGCCAUUUAGUUUUAUUUCAUGUGUCUCUCAACACUCCCAAAUAAAGACAGUGAAAAGCUGGCAUUGACAGUAAAGAGUGUGAUUUUCCACAAACAUGGCUGAGAUGGUGGGCUUACAGUUAAGGUGCUUGCUAUAGAACACAAUAUUUGGUAAUUUAAAGAAAUUGCAUUAUUUCAAUGACUGUGGUGUCUUGUAAUAUACUUUCAUGUUAGAUCACUGCAAAAAGAACAAAAUAAAAGUAUAUGAUUGUUGUAAGAUAAGUCAUAUUUGAAAAUUCCACUACUGUCAUGUUUAUGAAUUUGUGUGGCCUACAAAUAAACAAGAUUCCUUGAAA
This is a messenger RNA of Electrophorus electricus (electric eel), 2300 nucleotides long. RefSeq names its product acyl-CoA dehydrogenase short/branched chain (gene acadsb). NCBI's taxonomy places the organism in Eukaryota, Metazoa, Chordata, Actinopteri, Gymnotiformes, Gymnotidae. The record is from RefSeq and is a predicted model, not a curated record. Gene Ontology annotation, molecular function: acyl-CoA dehydrogenase activity; flavin adenine dinucleotide binding. Gene Ontology annotation, cellular component: mitochondrion.